Molecule: messenger RNA, 1563 nt
Organism: Cordyceps militaris CM01
Lineage: Eukaryota; Fungi; Ascomycota; Sordariomycetes; Hypocreales; Cordycipitaceae
Product: U-box domain-containing protein
Exons: 2
Coding region: 1-1563 (520 amino acids)
Source: RefSeq, a predicted model, not a curated record
AUGGAAGUCCCUACGGAGCUAUGGCGGGAGUUCUGCGCCGCUCAUUACCUCCUCACAAACCUCUCCCCGGUCGAACAAAGAUUUGACCUCAGAAGGAGCUUCCUAGAAGCAUAUUUCGGUUCUGCAAACUUUGACAUCUCAGCCACUCUGGAGAACGCUAAUACAGCCUACAAUCUACACUCGACAAUCGUAUACUUCAUCAGUGACCUCACCAAGAAGAUAACAUCGGAACUGGGCCGGCUGUGCGAGGUGCCGCUCGGGAAUGAGCUGUGGAAAGGCGCCCGGGGCCGGGACGGCGCUGAAUGUCCUACGGAGUACGACUUCUCCAAAACAGAGUACAUUAGGCUAUAUCGUGCCUUUCUGAGGUUUGAAAUAUAUUCGCAACUCUUCAAACCUCGCGGACGUGCGCAACCAUUAGAAUGGGCACUGGGAACCAACCAAUUCAAUGGCUUCCUAUCAUACUUUCAGCCUUGGGAAGUAGAAGAAAUAACAUGUGUUCAUCAGUACUUUGCCGAUUUUAUUGAGGAUACUCUGGACAAUAUGGAAGACGCCUUCGAAGCAAAGGUCGACCAAUUGAUCGAGGUGGGAGCCGCCACUCCAGGCGAUGCGGCAGCUCAAGACAUCUUUUCCUCUACAAUGGGCCUCGGCCCGCUCCGCCUAUAUUCGUUCACGCACAGACGACUUUUCUCGAACUCAUACGUUAGCUCAAUCGUCGCUAAUGGGCUCAUGUACAUGCUGUCAUUCGCUCGAGGCGACACGCGGGAUCGAUGCAUCGCUAUCCGGAAAAGCUCCUUCCUCGUCUUUGGCUUUCUCUUGACGACACUAGACCGCGUUGAGAAAAUACCUAUGCAAGUACCUCCAUCCAAAUGUCUCUGUUCUCCAGCCUCCCAUGCUGGGUUUGAAUGUCCCAUGGUACCAAAUCAGGGCUACCGCCGUCGUGAAUGGAGCUCCGACUACUACAUGGGUGUGGAAAACAAGUGGCAUAUUCCUCAUCGAACUCUUGGUGCCUGUUUUGCGCACGGCACGCCCGUGACGCUCGAAUCGCGAUCGACAGUCGAGAUUCAGGACCUGCGCGCGGGCAGCGUGGUGCAGACGCUCGCGGGCCCGCGGCUCGUCGUGGGUGUGCUGCGGAUGCAGGUCGAAAACGAGGUGAUGUGCCGGCUCGGGGCGGCGCUGCUCGUGACGGCGUGGCACCCCGUCUCCUUUGACGGCGUCGCGUGGUACUUUCCGGUGCACCUCACCGUCGACCCCAUCAUGUACACGGGCGACGUCUACUCGGUCCUGCUCGAGGCCGACGGCAGCCCCUUUGCGCACACGGUCCAGGUUGCGGGCGGCCUCUGGGGCGCGAGCCUGGGCCACGGCAUCGUCGCCGGCGCCGGGGAGGACGUGCGCGCCCACCCCUUCUUCGGGGACUAUGUGCUGGUCUGCGAGAAGAUGGCAGUGCUGCGCCCGGUCGCCGGCGCGUACCAGUGCUACGGCGUGACGAGAGACCAGCGGACGGGCCUCGUCAACGGGUUCAGGCCGUCCAAGGCCAGGGUGAAUGGGGGCGGCGCCGGUGGGUAG